AUGCUGGUACUUCAAGUAACACAAAUUGUAGUUCAUUGGGCAAAAAAAGAAUAUUGUAUAAGAAGUGUUGAUCUUGGGCAUAAUCAUAUUUUGGACUCUACUACAAUUAUGUUUGAUCCUGAUCUUGCACUUAUCUCUGCAAUUCGAACAAAAUUGCCACAUAUCAAACAUCAGCUUUGUGUUUGGCAUGUUGAGCAAAAUAUAGUUAAAAACUUAAAUAACAAGCUCAAAGACAAAUUUAUAGCAUUUAGCAAAGAUUUCAAAGCAGUAAUAAUAGAAACUUCAGUAGAACAAUUUAAUAUUUGGUGGGAUUGUUUAUUAACUGAAUAUACUAAGGCUAGCACUUAUAUGAAAGAGCAAAUAAGAACAACACAACAAUCAGAAGCUACUAAUGCACACUUAAAAUGUUUACUUAAUCAUAUAGCACCUUUAUUUGAAUUAAUUAAUGCACUAGAAAAACUAACUCAUCACCAACUUCAGCGUUAUCAAUAUCAGCAGUUUAU
Dentiscutata erythropus is the source of this 503-nucleotide messenger RNA. The record is from the annotation of a GenBank genome assembly. NCBI's taxonomy places the organism in Eukaryota, Fungi, Glomeromycota, Glomeromycetes, Diversisporales, Gigasporaceae.